Messenger RNA from Guillardia theta CCMP2712, 1584 nucleotides. RefSeq lists its product as hypothetical. The transcript has a single exon. Bases 1 to 1584 code for a protein of 527 amino acids. NCBI's taxonomy places the organism in Eukaryota, Cryptophyceae, Pyrenomonadales, Geminigeraceae. The record is from RefSeq and is a predicted model, not a curated record.
AUGGCAGGGAGAGCUUGGCGCUGUCAGGCGGCGCUGCUGAUGCUGGUGCUGCUGGACAUGGUGGCGAUGGGGGGAUGGAAUGCGGCAUGGCAGUGGCGAACGGAAGGAACACAUAAGGCAGCACCUCUCGUGAUGGGGAUGAUGAUGUCAGCUGAUCCGAUGCGAUCCAGGGACACAGUGACGUGGAUGAGGCGGGGGAUGCCGAUGGAAGCAGGAGUUCCAGGCCUGACGCAGGACGCCGCCAUGGUAAUGAGCAUGGUUAAGUCUAGGAGAGACGUUUGGGAGGAUGUGAUGAUGGAGCGAGGAUCUUCGGUUAUCCAGCAGCGUACACACAUUACGGUGGAUCAAGGGAAAGGAGGGGUAUCCAAGGGACCAGAGUUAUGCGUCUGCAAAUGCCUAACAAAUGUUUCGGUUCAGUUCGAAUGUGCUUCCACUGGAUUGAACAGCUCAAUAUGCCCUGAAUCGAUGGUGAUGCAUUGCACCAAGGGAUCGGAGGGUUGCUUUCACUUGUUCGCGAAUGCCAGACAUGUCCUGGCCUUCGUUAGGGUAAGUGGCCCAACAGUACAGACGUUGAGGUUCCGACAGCAUCGUGACGCGUCGAUCAACAAGUACACAUGGUCAGCUCCAUACAAGAUGUGCACGGCUGGAAGGUACUUUGCUAGUGUCUACCUGGUGUUGCGUGAUGAGCGACCGGAAUCGGUGAUGGACAGCGAGUCAUGUGUAGCUGCUGAGUUUGAAACUCCACCACGCUUCAACUGGACUUUUGACGGGCAAGACGCAGAAAGCUGUGGGUGGCACUGGACAUGGCGAAAUGUGUCCGAGGCUGUUCAAACUGAUUACCCCCGGGUCUUGUCUUCAUACCUGUUCCCUAGGGUGAACCAAUCCUUGCUGCACCAUUUCUCAGAGCUACGGUAUUCUAUGCCAGCAAGUAAGUGUUCGCUUGCCGCCUUUCAAACAAGACCGAUCUGUCUGAUUGGCGACUCGCAUAUGCGAAACCUGGCGAACUCUAUUCAGGCAUUGAUGAAUGGGCAGUGCGAUGCUGAGGAGAUGCAAAAGACGCAUUCAGUGUGCAGAUUGAGCCAUGUCUUAUACUUCCCUUUGUACUACCCGCAUGAAUGGCGGUGGAACGCUGCGUAUGAAAGGUGCUACUUCAUUUGCAUCAAUGUCGGUCAAUGGUCCGCUAGCUCCCGAUCAAAACCUCCAUGGAACCUGACCAGAUAUUCUCGCGGGGUUGGAUCGCUGGUCAAAGUCCUCGACUACCUCGUGACCCGUCGACACGUCCUGCAUGUGGUAUGGCUGAGCACUCUCCCGCACACCAUAGACAAGUCGAUGGUUCGCUGUCCCCCUACAGACUGGCGAUUUCCACAUUUCAUCGAGGGAUACAACUCAGUUGCACGAAAGGAAGUCGCAUCCACAGCUGGACGGGUGGCCUAUCUUGACCUGUACAAGAUCGCUUUCAAUCUCUUUGACGUGUCUUACGAUGGAGCCCACUACCAAGGACCUGUCGGGGCAGCACUCGCUACCGCGCUGUUGAAUCAUCUUCUAACUAGCAUGAGUGCUGCAUGCAGGAUCUCAGGCAAAUAA